Vigna angularis (adzuki bean) is the source of this 528-nucleotide messenger RNA. RefSeq lists its product as uncharacterized. The transcript is spliced from 2 exons. Bases 1 to 528 code for a protein of 175 amino acids. NCBI's taxonomy places the organism in Eukaryota, Viridiplantae, Streptophyta, Magnoliopsida, Fabales, Fabaceae. The record is from RefSeq and is a predicted model, not a curated record.
AUGGUGAUCGUUCAUGUUGAGUCUUCGUUGGAGUUGUCGAGCAGAGGUGGCGGUGGCACGCCGGGUGGUGAUGAUCAGUUGUCCUCUCCUAAUUCAGUGUUGUCAUCGUAUCUUGAAGAGUCCAACCAGGAGACGGAUCCGAGGUCCCCUGUACAUAGUGAGGAAGAGGUUUCGGGACCGCAUUCCCUAGUCCCCAGUUAUGUUAACUUCCUGAAGAAAUUCAAUAAAAAGAGAAAAAGUUCAGAGGAGGAAAUAAUUGAGGUACAGAGCAAUUGCAGUAUGAUCUUGCAGAAGGCAUUUCCUCUAAAAGCUAAAGAUCCGGGAAGUUUCAAUAUCCCCUGCACUAUUGGGAGUCAUGAAAGAGGGAAAGCCUUAAUUGAUUUAGGGUCCAGUAUCAACUUGAUGCCCAUAUCUGUACUUAAAAAAAUUGGUGGUCUUGAAGUCAAGCCUACAAAGAGGAAGCUGCUGAAGAUAAGUUGGUGUGGACACAGAAAGGAGAACACCAAGAUUAAAGUUGGAAUUGGGUGA